This is a messenger RNA of Rotaria sp. Silwood2, 483 nucleotides long. The record is from the annotation of a GenBank genome assembly. NCBI's taxonomy places the organism in Eukaryota, Metazoa, Rotifera, Eurotatoria, Philodinida, Philodinidae.
AUGCGUCCAAUCAUUCAAACAGUGUUUGCUGCGCUUCUAUUUCUGAAUAGUAUGCCGAGAAACGCUGGUUUUCCUAGUGUUCCUGGUUUUUCUGGUUUUCCUGAAUUACACGAUGGUGAAAACUAUGAUGAUUUAAUUGCUUCAGAGCGACAGAUUGACGAUGACGACUACGAUCAAAUUUACAAGGAGUUUCAAGAACUUCUUAGUCAUUUAAAAGAAGAUGAUCAACAAAGUGUCUACACUAUCAUUCAAAUGACUGGAUUGAUUGAAAGUCAUUCAUGCAUAAAAGAUGAAGAAACACGAAAAAAUCUCGGGGGUGUUAUCUACAAUACUUAUGUGGAAUUGUAUCCCACAAUCCAAGUUCAAUAUGAUGAAUUACUCGAUAAAAUAGAUAAAGUUGAUCAAGUACUCUUGAAGAAGCUGGUUGAUAGAACAAAAACAACGGCAUUGGAAACGUGUAAAAUGCGAUUCAGUGAUGAAUAA